AAUAUAUUUCUAGAGCAGGAGAAGAUAUUAAAACUAUACAUCUUAAAAUUAGCGAACAUUAAAUUGGAUAAUUCAUUCGAGUCAACGCACGUCAGUAAAAAAAUGAAACCUACUGUGGCUGCUGAUGAAAUGUUUCCUGAAGGAGUGGGACCUUACAUGGAUUUAGAGGAAGCUGGUGGACCUUCCAACCUUUUAAUGGAUUUAGCUGCUAAUGAAAAAGCAGUACAUGGAGACUUUUUUAAUGAUUUUGAAGAUUUGUUUGAUGAUGAUGAUUUAAAAUAACAAUAGGAAAAUCCUUUAUUUUAUAUUAGCUAUUAAUUUUAACAACGGAAGUAAAGACAUUUCAAAUAUGGCCACCUAUUAUGUUGAAAAGCUUGCUUUCUUGUAUUCAAUUUUCAAAUAAAUAUAAGAGUAUGGUUUAUUAAAA
Colias croceus (clouded yellow) is the source of this 427-nucleotide messenger RNA. RefSeq names its product COP9 signalosome complex subunit 9. The record is from RefSeq and is a predicted model, not a curated record. The transcript has 3 exons. Gene Ontology annotation, biological process: negative regulation of protein neddylation. Bases 103 to 282 code for a protein of 59 amino acids. NCBI's taxonomy places the organism in Eukaryota, Metazoa, Arthropoda, Insecta, Lepidoptera, Pieridae.